Molecule: messenger RNA, 1674 nt
Organism: Megalobrama amblycephala (Wuchang bream)
Lineage: Eukaryota; Metazoa; Chordata; Actinopteri; Cypriniformes; Xenocyprididae
Product: complement C1s-B subcomponent-like
Exons: 6
Coding region: 123-1502 (459 amino acids)
Biological process (GO): proteolysis
Molecular function (GO): serine-type endopeptidase activity
Source: RefSeq, a predicted model, not a curated record
AGACCCUUGCUCUGUCAAUAGAGAGGCAUUGCAACUGUAGCCAUAAAAACUACGGAGAGAAAAAAAAAAUCCUCUCAACUGCUUUAUCAUUUUAGUAAUAGUGCUAUUGACAUCUGCUUGUCAUGGCCGGAAAUGUUCUAAUAAUUUGCCUGCUGUGGGCAUGUGUGAGUGUGUGUGAAUGUGAGCCGGCCAUGUUUGGGGAGGUGUCUUCUCCACAGUAUCCUCAACCAUAUCCAGCAGAUAUCUUGGAAGAGUGGGACCUGGAGGUGCCGCAGGGGUAUCAGAUCCAGCUAAAGUUCAAUCACUUGGACAUUGAGCCCUCUCCAAACUGUUACCAUGAUUCUCUCAUUGUUAUGUCUGAUAAGAAGGUUCUGCGGAAGUUUUGUGGCCAGAAUUCCACAGACAGAUUUCACCCUGGUGACAAGCCCAUCAUGGUGUCUGGUAACCGUCUACAGCUCAUUUUUCUAACUGAUGAUUCAAAACCCAAAUCCCACAUGGGAUUUACUGCAUCCUACCAGGCUGUUGCAUUUACUGGUUGUGGAGAUCCAAAGCCCCUGCUAAAUGGAGGUGUUCGGUUUAUCAACGGAUCAAACAAUGAGUAUCAUUCAGUCAUUGAGUAUUACUGCAAUGAGCCUUACUACACAUUUGAAGAAACUCCUAAUGUAAGAUACACCUGCUCAGAAGACCAGAAAUGGACCGCAGAUGACAGCAAAGACAAUAUUCCUCCUUGUGUUCCUGUGUGUGGAAUGAAUACAGAGGUCUCUUUUGGUGCCAGAGUCUUUGGUGGGAAGCCAGCCAGACCUGGGCAGAUUCCCUGGCAGCUCUUACAUAGAUCAGCUCCCAGAGGUGGUGCGUCUCUGAUCAGUGAUUACUGGGCUCUAACAGCUGCUCAAGUAGUAGAUGGACUUGAAAACACCAAUAUGACUUGGCUUGGAGGAAUAACUGAAGAGGACAAACCCCCAGUCACUAUGGAGACAGAGAAGAUCAUAAUUCACCCAAAUUAUCAGAGGGUUGGUCAGCAUGGUUUUACAUCUAACUUUGAUAAUGACAUUGCUCUGAUCAAAAUGUCUGCCAGGGUGCCACUCGGUCCAAACAUCAGGCCAGUGUGUCUGCCAAAGAAAACACAUGAACCUGUAAUGGAGGGCACAAUGGGUACAAUAUCAGGUUUUGGAGGGUUUGAGCGGGGCUUAAGAAGUAAAAUUUUACGUUAUGGCCAUGUUCAGGAAUAUACAUUUGAUAAGUGUGAUUCAUGGGAUCUGAACGUCACUGAUAACAUGUUCUGUGCUGGAGAUGAUGUUAAAAUUGUUGACAGUUGUAAAGGUGACAGUGGGUGUCCUCUCUUCUUCCCCAUGUUGGGCUAUGGAUCUAAAGAGCAGCUCUAUGAGGUGAGGGGCAUUGUGUCAUGGGGUCCUGAAAGAUGUGGCAAUACAGCCUCUAAAGGUUUCUAUACUAAAGUGCAGAACUACUUGGACUGGAUCAGAGAAACAAUGGCAAAUAAUUAACAUCUAUAGUGCAAGUCAAGACAUUCAGUGUUUAGUGAUACCUGAGAUCAGUUUCAGUUAUGUGCAUAAUGAUCAAAAAGAUUUUAGAAUAAAAUGAUUUUAUAAUGAAAAGAAACAAAAACUGUUUUCUAUUUCAGCAGGCAGAAAAUUAAUUAAAUAAAAUUGGAGCCUA